Molecule: messenger RNA, 1615 nt
Organism: Cydia strobilella
Lineage: Eukaryota; Metazoa; Arthropoda; Insecta; Lepidoptera; Tortricidae
Gene: Fdh
Product: alcohol dehydrogenase class-3
Exons: 2
Coding region: 322-1452 (376 amino acids)
Biological process (GO): formaldehyde catabolic process
Cellular component (GO): cytosol
Molecular function (GO): zinc ion binding; S-(hydroxymethyl)glutathione dehydrogenase [NAD(P)+] activity
Source: RefSeq, a predicted model, not a curated record
CUCAGCUUUUAGAGAUGUUUUAGAGUUAAAACGCAAGUUUGUCGACGUUGCUUUGUUUUUGUUAGCGGUGUUGCUGACUGUGCAACUUCUAUUCCGUUUCAUCCAUUUGUUUGUCGUUCACGUUCAAGGUCGCGGUUUAUCGUCAGUCCCCGAUUCCAUUACCCAUUACAUCACUAAUUAUAAUUUUAUUCUCGUUCUUAUCACAUCUGAACGAAUACCACGUAUUUACAUAUCAAUCAAGUUUACAGAGUUUUGCUAGACUUGCUCACUUUCUGAUCGGAAGUCGGCCUGAGUGCACGUUCCGAUAAGCCGGUAGCCAACAUGUCAACAGCUGGAAAAGUGAUCAAGUGCCAAGCGGCGGUCGCCUGGGAGGCCGGCAAACCGCUUUCAAUCGAAGAAAUCGAAGUGGACCCUCCUAAAGCGGGCGAAGUCCGCGUCAAGAUCACCGCAACCGGCGUGUGCCACACCGAUUCUUACACUUUAUCCGGAAAGGACCCGGAGGGUGUGUUCCCUGUUAUUUUGGGACACGAAGGUGGUGGAAUCGUCGAGAGCGUCGGCGCGGGCGUCACCGCGUUCAAGGCCGGCGACCAUGUCGUCCCCCUAUAUGUGCCGCAGUGCAAAUCUUGCAAGUUCUGCCUAAGCCCGAAAACUAACCUCUGCCAGAAGAUCCGUAUCACCCAGGGCCAAGGAGUGAUGCCUGAUGGCACCCGCCGCUUCCGCUGCAAAGGUAAAGAGCUCUACCACUUCAUGGGUUGCUCCACUUUCAGCGAAUACACUGUUGUCUCUGAAAUUUCUCUCUGCAAAGUCAAUGAAAAAGCUGCUCUGGACAAGGUCUGCUUGCUCGGCUGCGGUAUCCCCACUGGCUAUGGUGCAGCUCUGAACACUGCUAAAGUUGAGCCCGGCUCCAACUGUGCUAUCUUUGGUCUUGGAGCUGUCGGUUUGGCUGUUGCUCUUGGUUGCAAAGCUGCUGGAGCUAAGAGAAUCAUCGGUGUAGACAUCAACCCUGACAAGUAUGAGGUGGCAAAGAAAUUCGGCGUCAACGAAUUCGUCAAUCCUAAGGAUUACGACAAACCCAUCCAGCAGGUGCUGGUUGACUUGACUGAUGGUGGUUUAGAUUACACUUUUGAAUGCAUUGGUAAUGUUAACACCAUGCGGGCAGCUCUCGAGGCUUGCCACAAAGGCUGGGGAGUGUCUGUGAUCAUCGGGGUGGCUGCGGCUGGAGAAGAAAUUAGCACCCGUCCAUUCCAGCUUGUCACCGGUCGUACAUGGAAGGGAACGGCUUUCGGAGGAUACAAGAGCAUUGACAGCGUCCCCAAGCUUGUGGAGGAGUACCUGGCUAACAAACUGCCUAUUGACCAAUUUGUGACCCAUGAUGUGCCUCUUAAGGAGAUCAACGAAGCCUUCCACUUGAUGCACACGGGCAAGUCCAUCCGUGCCAUUGUCCACCUAUAAAUUACAAUUUGUGUAUUCUAUGCAAGGCACUGUAUGAAGACCAGUUAUACUCACACAUUUGUAUAUUGUAUAAAACAUAUAAUGUAAAGCAUUUAUUACAAGUAAAACUUGUAAGUUUGUAACAGCAUUUUUGGUGUUUGAAUACUCUAUAUUUUUUACACUA